AGACGGCCCUGGGCUCGGGAGAGCUUUUGUCCGGACCGGCGGGAGACGAUGGCAGGGGCUGGGGAGUCCGAGGGGCUGGGGUCCUCCCCAGGGGGCGGGGACAUGGCGGCUGCCACUUGGAGACUCGUGCUUGUGCUCCCCUUCCCGUGGGGCCGGAGCGCGCCGGAGUCCGGCGUGAGGCACCGGCCGGGGGCUCGGCGGCCGCACAAAGGGGUGCUUCCGAGGAGGGGGCGUGGAGUGCGGUGACCCCGGGGCUCCCACGCCAGCCCGCUAGCUCUGCGGGACCAGGAGCUCGCUAAUCCCGUCCCGGGGACCCCCGGCCCGACCGGAUUGACCAGGACCAGCGAGGCGUUGGGGGGAGAGGACUGGCCUUGAGCGGAGCCAGGAAGGACGGACCCACGUGGGGCUGAACUCCGGGGAGCCUCGGUGGUUGAAGUCUCCGCGGGGCACCGCUGGGUGCUCGGGAGUCUGAUGUGCAGGCAGCCGCGCUUCUGCCUCCCCCCUAAAAAGUUCCCGGCGGCCUGGGGGGGAGCGGCCCGCGCGAGCCGGCGGCCGCGAGUGACCGCGCGCGGGGCCCAGCUCCAGGCGGCCACGCUUGCCGUGUUUGGCGCCCAAACUGAUGCGGGAGGGAUGAAAAGUGAAGUGUGCGCCGUGCCGGGACAGGUCCCGCCCCGCACCCCCAGCCUCGGGGCCGAAACGGGGCAGCGGGAAGGAGGGAGGAGGACCCCAGGAGGCAGCGUCAUCUCGCUGCGGGAUCCGGGGACUCGGAAACCGGGCAGCGGGGGUCUGACCCUGCCAAGGACAAGGACGCCGACCGAGUCGGGGCUGGCGCCGCGAGCGCCCCGGCGCGGGGCAAGCCCCCCGGCUCGGGGCACCUAGGCGACCCGCACACAGGGUCCCUGACCCUGAGGGACGGGCACACUUGUGUGCCCUCGCAGACCCAGGUGGGCACAGCACACAGCCCGCCCUGGCGAGCACACGUGCACAGAUGGGUACACAGACAUCUGUAUACACAGGCAAGUACAUGCUUGCACCCAGGCGGAGGCUGCCCAGCCAGAGGUACCCUUCCCCCACCCUCCCUCUAGGGCUGGGGAGGCGGAUCCUGAAACCUGCAGUUUUCUUUAUGUCUUAAAUGCGCAUGAAGGAAUUAAACUGCACGAGUGAAUAACAGCAUUAGUUUCAAUUAAUUUUUUUUAUCCUGGCAACAAUAAACUUUGGGAACAAAGCGCUUUUACAUCCUUAAUUAGGAGAGUUUCCCAUCUGCAGCCUCUCUAAGUGUCUGCUCCUUGAUUUAACUUUGUCUCUUCCUCCCCCUUCCACCCCACUCUUCCACUGCCCUCCCCCCACCUUUCUAUUUUCUCCUCGCGACACCAUUAACCCUUCCUUGGGCCAGGAGCAGGGCCUCUGUCUCUCCCCGGCUGGGCCCUGAGCCUUUCUGUCUCUCCCUCCCCGGUUUUGGGCUCUCCCUGCUGGGCCUUGAGCUUCGUGCUCUUGCCUGGCCUGCUCUGGUUGCAGCCCCAGGCGGGCUGUGUCUCCUUGUGGCCCCCGCAGCCGCUGGGAGGGGUUCCCAUAGCCCUGGGCAGCGAGCCCAGGUGAAACCUGCAUCUCCCCAAAGUUCUGAGACUUUGAAAGCCUUGCUGUGAGUGGGAGCUGAGCUGUAUCGGAGGAGGGUGCAUUAAAGGAGCCGAGUCGCUGCAAGCCUGAAGCAGGAGCCCACACCCUGGAAAAUUCUGCAGUCUUUCAGCAUUCCCGCCCAAGGCGCCUAGCCCUGGGCUCUGAGUGAGCAAGCCAGCCAGCGAGCUCAAUGGCGCUCCUACAACUGCCUUCUGUUUACCUUUUAUGGUUAAAAUAACAGCUUCGCAAAGAAGCAACUUCACGGAGAAACGAUUCAGUGAAAUCAUCUCAAGCUGGAGCCGCACAGCGAGUUUAAUCACCCCUAGAGAGCUGAACAACUGUGAACACAAUGGGACACAAACUCAUUUUGAGGGAAGAAGCAUGUCCCGACUCUCUCUCACACGGUCCCCAGUUUCUCCCCUGGCAGCUCAGGGAAUCCCGCUCCCAGCUCAGCUUACCAAGUCCAACGCUCCCGUGCAUAUCGACGUAGGGGGACACAUGUAUACCAGCAGUCUGGCUACCCUCACCAAGUAUCCGGACUCCAGGAUAAGUCGUCUGUUCAAUGGCACAGAGCCCAUCGUGCUAGAUAGUCUGAAGCAACAUUAUUUCAUUGAUCGGGAUGGGGAGAUAUUCAGAUACGUCCUUAGCUUCCUGCGGACAUCAAAACUCCUGCUGCCAGAUGACUUUAAGGACUUCAGCCUCCUGUAUGAGGAGGCCCGCUACUACCAGCUGCAGCCCAUGGUGAGGGAGCUGGAUCGCUGGAAGCAGGAGCAGGAGCAGCGGCGCCGGGGCCAGGCCUGCGAGUGCCUCGUGGUCCGCGUGACGCCCGACCUCGGCGAGCGCAUCGCCCUCAGUGGGGAGAAGGCACUUAUCGAGGAAGUCUUCCCGGAGACCGGGGAUGUCAUGUGCAAUUCUGUCAAUGCCGGAUGGAACCAGGACCCCACACACGUCAUCCGCUUCCCGCUGAACGGCUAUUGCCGGCUCAACUCCGUGCAGGUCCUCGAGAGACUGUUUCAGAAAGGCUUUAGUGUGGCUGCCAGCUGCGGGGGAGGGGUGGAUUCCUCCCAGUUCAGCGAAUAUAUGCUGUGUCGGCAGGACAGACGGCUUCAGCAGGCCCCGACCACCAUCCGGAUAAAGCAGGAGCCCCUGGACUAGACUGCCCUCGCCAUCUUGGUGCCGAGCCAUCCCCGUGGCAGGCGCCGGGGGGUCGGAAAACAGUGUUAGCAACUUGGGUGUGGAGCUCCUUGGCCAGUCGGGGGUUUUCCCAAUGGUGGUCACCCAGCCGGUCCUCAUUGUAAAGCCCCGGAGCGCACUGGCGGACAGACGGGGCCUGCCUGGGAAGGCGGCCGAGGGCCAUUUCUUCCCGGCAGUGGUGGCGUUGGACCUGAGCGGCCCUUCCGGUGCCCGCGGGGUGUGUGGUGGGGCUUGGGUGACAGGGCUGCGUGGAAGGAGCCCCGUGGACAGCCUUCCCACACCCCCAUCCCCUCCCGGCCCGGAGCCCGAGGCCCCCGAAGGACUAAGGCCAGUGCGACGCUGGGCUGGACGUGGCCUCGGCAAGGCGCCGCGUCUCGCCAGACGUGCUCCACAUUUCCAUGCGUGUGUCUGACGUCUGUGAUUGUUCAUGCUAGUAAAUGGCUUAUUUUUCUACAAUAUUUAAAAUGAAAGUGGCUUCUCUGCUGAGGUUGGAGAAACAGACAAGGACCGAUGCAUAUUUAUCUGGUGCUCAAUACUUUACAAAAAGGAAACUGUCAGUGUGACUCAUUGUGGCCUGUUUUCCAAAGUAAGAUCCACCUCGAGAGCAGCCCCAGGCCCAGGACAGGACCCCAAAACCAAGGCCAAAGUAUGGAAGCUUUUGUGCUAGCAAAGCAGGCCCAGGAAGAUGCCAGCCCGGCCUCCCCCACCGCUCCUCCUGUACGCCCUGGGGGGCGGGGGGCGGGCGGUCAGCAGGGCUCCCUUGGAGCUUUAGGAAAAAGAGCCACCUCUAUGCUCUGCAGGACAGGACACAUCUUUGUUUUCUCUCUUGUUAAUUUAAAAGUAUUUUUGAAAUACUGAUGGCACACUUGCCCUUCUGCUGUGUCUGCCUCUUUAGGGAAGGUCUCUUCCCGCUUUUAUUUGGCCCCUACAAUGUUUCUUUAAUGAAAACAGUUAUCAUCUCUUCUGACUUCAGCAGCAGCCGCUUCUGUAACUCAGGAGACAGCGCUGCGUUUGCAGGUGCCAGCCUAUAAAUAGCGUUCUGUGAAAUCCUGCUCAUUGCUGUAUGGCGUGAUUGGGGGCCUCAGUCACUAAUUCGUGCGCUAAUCACAAUUUAGUUUCUCCCACAUUAAUUUAUAGAAUCCUGUUGUAGACACUGAAUUUUAAUUAAACUGUUCUUAGACAAACAUGGUCAUUAAGGAGAAGGGACUGAGCUCUUCUGAUGAUCUGGGGCCUCUCAGUCCAGACGAUGAAUUCGACAGAAAGUUAGAUCCAGAACAGAAGCAAAUGAGCCCAUUGGGGGCCUGUUCCCUCCCUUGUGCUAACAGGUACUGAGCCAGGCUUGUCUGGUGUUUGGGGGGCUGUAAAGCUAAGCUACUCCUUCUUUGAUUUUAUAUAGUGUGACACUUUAUACACUCACUGAUGGAAAAAGCGACCCUGUCCUGCCAUAUCUGAACAGAUGGCACACCACUCACCUUCCUCUGUAAGAUACCUGUAGAGUUGUAUAUUAUGCAUUUAAUAUUGUAAAGAUCUUAAUGUAUAUUGUCGUGUAUUCCUUACACAGUACUUCAUGCCAUAAACAUUUCUCUUAUGGACUGAAAUGCAGUUCUGAGGAUUAGCCCUUGUCUCCCAUGUUCUGCCCCAGAGAUAAGUUUGGGUUGAAUUUCCUGAGAUUUGUUUGGUUUAACCAGAGAAAUAAUUGGCUUCGUCCAUCCUCUGGGGUGGGGUGGUGGGAAUUGUGUUCUUGGUGUUGAUUUCCUAGGCCCCGGUGUUUAAGUACGCUGGAGUCUCGUUCAUUCAUUCCAGUCAUGCCCUUCCUAUCUUGUGGUAACUGAGGUGCUGAAUUCUAGUCUUGGUCCUAAAAGGAAAUUCCAGGAAGCUAUAAAGGUUAAAUAUAUCUCAUCAGUACCUCACUUGGGAAAAGCAAAAGGAAAUCCAGGCUGAAAACAAUAGACAGAAAACUUUGUCAGGGUGUUUUGUUUUUUAAACUUAAGUUAAAAAUGUUUGGGUUUUGUUUUUUCUCUACUUCUUUCUAUUGGUGUUGACAGUAUUUUUAUGGCCCUACAGAGCAGUUGGUUAGAGCUCUGUGUGAAGGCACAUCACAAAGCCUCGUGGGCCCCAAUCAGGUUAGUCGGUACAUCCAUGCUGUGCAUAUGGUUUGGCCUGUAUCACCCCAAUAUUAGCUACAAGCAGCCUUAACACAGAGGAAGAUGUAGGGAAGCAAUUACUCCGUUAGGAGAAGUACAUUUUUUUUCCAAGGAAAAAUGUUUAAACUAGGAUAUGAUCAUUUAGCUAGCAGUUCUGGUCAUUGAUUUUUUAUGCUUUUGUAUUUUUUUUUUUUAUUUUAAAUCUCCAUUUUCCCCCAUCCCUUUCCUGUCCUAACUGCCACACCCACCAGAGCUAAUUUCCAUGCUUAUAAAAGCUGUGUUUAAUGAUAGCUAUACAGACUGAAUUAGGAGACUUGCUCCCUGCCUGUUAACACAAAAACAGCCAGCACCUCGAGGAAAGGACAGUGUAGACAGGAGUGCCAAUCUGUGCUAUUCCCACAGUAAUUCAAAUUCUACAAAAAAAUCUAAUUUUAACAAAAUUAUUUGGAUUUUUUUUUUUUUUUUUUUUUUUUUUUUUACUCAACAACAAAACUCUGGUUUCCAUAUUUCCCAUCUCUUGGGUGUCUGACAGGAGAAGAGAAUGGAGAACAUUAGGCCAUGCUUAAUGGACAGAGAACUGUAAAGAAGGCAGCACUGUGUCUUCCUUGACUUUUCUGGCACCCAGUUUUGUUGGUGGUUUUGUGAGACUAUAUCUGGCCUAGAGAAAGACUUAAGCACAACAGAAGUUCAACCACUAAAGAUUAGAGGGUUGCUAUUAUGUUGUGAUUAUUGUCUUAAUAUUUUGAUUCAAAAACUUGUUUCUGACCAGUGGGUAAAAUAACAAAAUGUGAUACAAAAUCAUAAUUGAGAACAGGUAUCUGUACUGAAUUACUUUAGUAAACAGUUUUAUUUCUUUCUAAAUACAAACAAGGAAAUGUUUUCACCCUAAUUGGGAAACUUCUGAAUAAUGUACAGAAAUUGUCAAAAUAACAAUUCUAAUAAACAUAAAGUCUUUGUAAACGAUAUGUACAAACUAUCAAUACAUUCAAAACAUAUUUUUACACUUACUGGUCUGAAUACCUUGUGCAUAAUCUUUUGACUAAAUAGCAAAAUCAAAUUUUCCUGUUUCUCAGAAAACUUAAAAAUUAAUUAUUUUUGUUUUAAAAAACUAUUGGACAAAGUUCUGUCUGCUCUUAUGAUUGUUCCCUUAAAAAGUUUUGUCUCCCGAAUGAGGCAUUCUCGAAACACAGUCAAAAAUGUAAGACGAUUGGGCAAAGGGAUCGUACCCCCACUCUUACAGCACCCCUUUCUGAAAGGGGGUGGUUGUCCUGCUCACACAGGAAUGCUGCCACCUGGUGUGACAGUGACUUUAAAAGUCAAU
Molecule: messenger RNA, 6273 nt
Organism: Sarcophilus harrisii (Tasmanian devil)
Lineage: Eukaryota; Metazoa; Chordata; Mammalia; Dasyuromorphia; Dasyuridae
Gene: KCTD15
Product: potassium channel tetramerization domain containing 15
Exons: 5
Coding region: 1840-2769 (309 amino acids)
Biological process (GO): protein homooligomerization
Molecular function (GO): protein binding
Source: RefSeq, a predicted model, not a curated record